Messenger RNA from Oikopleura dioica, 648 nucleotides. NCBI's taxonomy places the organism in Eukaryota, Metazoa, Chordata, Appendicularia, Copelata, Oikopleuridae. The record is from the annotation of a GenBank genome assembly.
AUGAUUAUUCUUGUGCUAGAAUUGGAAAAAGAUCGAUUUCUGGUUCAAAGAACUAAUAAGGAAGCCGAGGCUGUCUUUGACGAACAUGUUUCUGGUCGAGCUGACUGUAUCUUCACUCAACGCUACAAGCCACAAUCCUUCAUCAUUGAAAAAUCCUGCGCUGGAUCCCUCGAUGAUCUUGAAGAAGUGAUCUUUUCGUACAUGCUCGACUUUGGAAUUGACAAUGUUCGAGGAGGACAAUACAAUGAGCUUUUCUUUACGAAAGAACGACACUUGCAACUGAAGAAGAAAAUUGGAACACGAUUUGAUAAGUGCUUUAAUUGUCUGGGUAAUCACAGGAUAAGAAAGUGCGCGAAGCCGAUUGAAAUUGAUGAAGAGUUGAGGGAGAUGGUUCAAGAAAUCUUUGAAGGGGACUCGUCAGGAGACGAAAAAAUCGACCCAAAAGAUCUCGACGAAGACGAACGUCUGGCUCUACGAAUGCAAAUGGGUGUCGAUGAUGGUUACGAACGGGACGAGUCCGGCAACUGCUUUAUUGUCUGUGUUCUUGUGGCUUUCUUUGUUCUUGGAUUCUAUUUGUUCAUUUAUCUGAUACUCACAAGAUAUGGAGGCAAGAAUUUGAAAAUCUCGUUCAAAACUGGGCGCGUUUAA